This is a messenger RNA of Sardina pilchardus (European sardine), 1316 nucleotides long. Its product is annotated as collagen alpha-3(IX) chain-like. NCBI's taxonomy places the organism in Eukaryota, Metazoa, Chordata, Actinopteri, Clupeiformes, Clupeidae. Gene Ontology annotation, molecular function: extracellular matrix structural constituent conferring tensile strength. Gene Ontology annotation, biological process: extracellular matrix organization. The record is from RefSeq and is a predicted model, not a curated record. The coding region runs from base 309 to 1316 and encodes 335 amino acids. The transcript is spliced from 16 exons.
UUGAGGGUAUUUCAGGAUACCAAGGAGUGAAGGGACAAGAAGGCCGGACUGGUCGAGAAGGACCCCUUGGACCCCAAGGGCCCCAGGGUGUUGUUGGUGAUGCUGGGGAGCGUGGAUCUGCAGGCGAGAAGGGAAAACCUGGUGUCCAAGGAAGACAGGGAAAACUUGGCAGCCAAGGGGAGAAGGGAAUUGUGGGAGAUCCUGGUUUGCCAGGGAGAGAUGGAGGUGCUGGUGUGGAUGCGUACCAAGGACCACAGGGCAAAGUUGGCAGGGGUGGACAAGUUGGAAUUCGGGGCGAGAAGGGAGCCAUGGGACCUCCUGGGAACAUGGGGCCCCAAGGCCGGACCGGCCUGAGAGGUUACAAGGGCUCGGCGGCGAAGCCAGGAAGGCCCGGAUUUAUCGGACCCCCAGGACCCACGGGACACAUAGGAUUACCUGGACGCCCUGGCCCUAAGGGGGAUACAGGUAUACGAGGAAUCCAAGGUGUAAAGGGUGCAGAGGGAGAAAAAGGCAGCAAAGGUCCCAAAGGAUGGGUUGGUGACCAAGGUCCUCCAGGGUUCCAGGGAGUACAGGGGGUUCGGGGCCCCGGCGGAGAGCCAGGUCGCAAAGGGCCCGUGGGAAACAAGGGCGUCCGGGGUGAGGGAGGCCUGCUUGGGUUCCAGGGCCCGCCAGGACCACCUGGCCCGACCCUCGCUGCGCAACACGUCAUCGAGGUCUGCAAGCGCGUGGUCCUCGAGCAGAUGUCUACCUUCGCCAACUCCGUGAAGCGAACAUGCGCCGCCGUCUGCCCUCUCUACGGAGACGUGCCCAUGGGUGCCCCCGGACCCCCCGGAAACAAGGGACCCCCCGGACCACCCGGAGACUCUGGUACUGAUGGUGUUGAUGGUGAAGCGGGACAAGAAGGAUUCUAUGGAGAAGCAGGUGACCCUGGCAAACUCGGAUCGCGAGGUGAGCCAGGAGACCAGGGCGACAAAGGAGCCAAAGGCUACGGCUUGCCGGGUUACAUGGGAGACCAGGGAGCAAUGGGUCAAAGGGGCAGGAUCGGACGGGCCUUCAACGGACGUCCGGGAGAGAUGGGCGAGCGAGGCCACGGUGGCCGGCCUGGCCUCAGGGGUCAUCCUGGCCUGCGCGGCGUCCCUGGGGUGUGCUUGACCAGCGGUUGCGUGGACCUCGGUGCCGCAGGCGCCAGCGGAGGAGCGAGCGUGAGCGGAGCCGGAAGCGGCAUCCUCCCGCCCCAAGUGCCCGCGCCCGUGCCCGCCCGCCCAGCGCCCCGACCCCAGCCGCAGUCGCCCCGUCGCUUCCGAGGGCGCGGUUAA